Selaginella moellendorffii is the source of this 1878-nucleotide messenger RNA. RefSeq names its product putative metabolite transport protein HI_1104. NCBI's taxonomy places the organism in Eukaryota, Viridiplantae, Streptophyta, Lycopodiopsida, Selaginellales, Selaginellaceae. Gene Ontology annotation, cellular component: membrane. The coding region runs from base 190 to 1629 and encodes 479 amino acids. Gene Ontology annotation, biological process: transmembrane transport. The transcript has 3 exons. The record is from RefSeq and is a predicted model, not a curated record. Gene Ontology annotation, molecular function: transmembrane transporter activity.
CAAAUCAACUCUGCCUAUUUCUGAGAUGGAGCUCAGCUGCUAUAACAGAAUUGAUGCCCACCAUCGCGAACACGAACUACUACCGCAGCUGCAGAGGGGGACAUAGCAUUCAUCUGUGACAAAACAUGGCAACCGGACAAAGGUAGGCCACAACCACAAAAGGGACACAGAUGCUAACGAGAUUGGACAAUGAACAGCUGCAGCAAUUGUCACGAAUCCGUCGCAUUUCUAAACCUUCAAACAAUUUUAGGGUAUAAGCGGGAAACUAUGGACUGGCGGAUGUCUUUGGCGCUCAACGCCGCUGCGAUGAUGGAGCGAGCGGACGAGGCGCUCGUUCCGGCUGUGUACUCCGAGAUCGCGGCAGGCUUUGGGAUCGGUCCCUCGGCCCUGGGAUGGCUCACCUUCGUCCGCGCGCUCGUCCAGGCCCUGGCGUCGCCUCUCGCCGCCUAUCUCGCCAUGACCUACAAUCGCGCGCACAUCGUCGGCCUGGGCGCGCUGGUGUGGGGCGCGGCGACGGCGGGAGUGGGAAUUUCCAGGAGCUACUGGCAGGCCGUGAUCGCCAGGGCAGUGAAUGGCAUUGGUCUUGCCGUGGUUGUUCCAGCGAUCCAGUCUUUAGUGGCCGAUAGCCACAAGGAGGAGAGUAGAGGGCUGGCUUUUGGCUGGCUACACGCGUCCGGCCAGCUGGGAACAGUCUUUGGAGGAGUUUUUGCUACACUCCUCGCAGGCACGAAUGUUUUCUCUGGAGUUCCUGGCUGGAGGGUGGCGUUCUUCAUCGUCGCUCUACUUAGCGUGCUCCUCGGGAUCAUUGUCUAUGCCAUCGUCAAAGAUCCAACCCCGCCUAGAUCGUCGGGCAAUUGCACGUCUGUCAGCGAGAAAACGAAAGAGAUGAUCCGAGGCACGCGUUCCGUGCUGAGCUUGAGGACUUUCCAAGUCAUCGUGGCACAAGGGGUGGUCGGUCAGACGCCAUGGAACGCCAUGGUUUUCUUCACGCUCUGGCUGGAGCUCCUGGGAUUCGGGCAUGCCAGGGCGGCUCUGUGCGUGGCACUCCUCUCCAUCGGCAACGCAUUUGGAUCGGUCUUCGGGGGAUGGGUUGGCGACGUUGCAGCAGCGAAGUUUCCAAACGCUGGCCGGAUCGCUUGCUCGCAGUUUAGCGCCGGGGUCGGGAUUCCUCUCUCGGCACUGCUCCUGCUUGGGCUUCCAAGCCGGCCAUCUUUUGCCUGGGCUUACGGCUUGGUCCUCUACGCCAUGGGCUUCCUCAUGUCUUGGAACUCUCCCGCGACGAACUGGCCCAUCUUCUCGGAGAUUGUACCGGCGGAGCUCCGCACGACUGUGUACGCGCUGGACAUGGCCCUGGAGAAGUCCGUAGCGGCCGUCGGCUCUCCUCUGGUGGGAAUACUCUCGGAAGUUUUCGGUUUUAGUAGCAAGCCGGAUGGUGGUGGCGGGGCAAACGCACGAGCAAUGGCACGGGGACUGUUUCUUUGCAUUGCCGUGCCAUUUGUGGCGUGCAUCGCGAUCAUCUCGGCGCUCUACGUCAAAUACCCGGUGGACAGGGACGCUGCUCGAGUAAACCGAGAGUAUGUUAAGCUGGAGGUGGAUGACGAAGACAGGCCAGCGGUUGCUGUUGAGUAGAAAAUGGAUGCUGUUCUUGGAACCCGCUUGAUCUUGGGGACCUUUCGGCCACCAUAUUUCCAUAUUUCAUGCAGGUUUGCAGGCUUGCUUGUUUGGGGUGAUUGAAGAUUUCAGAGUAGAAUGCAUGGGUUAAGGAGAUGAUUUGCUAAUUGCUGGCAAAUUCCUAAUUUAUGCCAUAACAAAGCUAGUAAAAAGCAUUUGUGAAUCACCACUUAAUACUUUGCAGCAAUUAAACUAACUAUACCUUAA